Messenger RNA from Xenopus laevis (African clawed frog), 2632 nucleotides. Its product is annotated as provisional ortholog of chondroadherin L homeolog. Bases 186 to 2267 code for a protein of 693 amino acids. The record is from RefSeq and is a predicted model, not a curated record. The transcript has 5 exons. NCBI's taxonomy places the organism in Eukaryota, Metazoa, Chordata, Amphibia, Anura, Pipidae.
UUUCACACUGGAUUUACAAACAGAAUCUCUGAAUGAGAAAACUGAGCAAAUUUGCCGAGUCACAAGGAAAAAAUGCCAAAGUCAGCAAAUGGACAGGAAAAUGUACUUCCUUUCUCUGGCUGAUCCAGUUCUCUGGACAAUGACAGGAAAGGACCUUCCCCUUCUCUUCCUCUGCUGUUUUCAUUAUGGCUUUGUGCAUUCCUGUGUCCAGAGAAUCACAGGAGCCUCAGGGGCAACACUUCAUUCCAGGCACCCCCAGGACUUACUCAGGUGCAAGAAGUGGCAGUCAUCACAGUCUCUGCUCUUUGUGGGGCCCUGCAGAUGUAGUCGGAGGAACUCCACUGAGUGUUUAUUCUACAACUGCCCUGUGCAGAGCAAUGACAAUGAAAUGCUUCCAUCUACUGGUCUUGCUGUUGGCGUUUCAAUUGGUAUCUGCAAUUCCUGCAAUUCCUCAGUGCCUGGAAAACUGCACAUGUCUUACUCUUCAACAACAUGUGCUUUGUGGCAAUGCCAGCCUCACGUCAGUUCCAUCUAAUGUGCCAAACAAUACAGUGGAACUCCACCUGCAGAACAACUUCUUCUCUGAGCUUCAUGACCAUUUCCUCCAGGAUUUGCCUGAACUCAGAGGCCUCUACCUGAGCAAUUGUGGAAUCAACAACAUUGAUGAGGACGCUUUCCAAAGUGUGAAAAGUAUCAGUUACCUGCACCUGGACAGAAACCGUUUGGGGGACCUCCAGGAAGGCACAUUCAGCAAUCUGAGCAGCCUCAUUUACCUGCACCUGGAGAGCAACCAGAUCACUUCCAUUCGUGAAGGUUUAUUUGCCCCUCUGAAGAAGCUCAGCGCUCUGUAUCUUAGCAACAACUUGCUGCAGGAGCUCACUGAUGGGUCUCUGAAUGGUUUAACCCAGUUACGCUGGUUGGAUUUGGGUUUCAAUAUGAUCUCCAGAAUAUCUAAUCAGUCCUUUAGUGCUGUUACCAACCUCCGGAAACUCAACUUGGAAAGAAACAACUUGACCGGCGUUCCCUGGGCAAUCCGACGUAAGAGUGGCCUGCAGAUGCUGCGACUAAGUGGGAACGGUAUAAAGAGACUUUCUUCAUCUUCAUUUGGCAGAAGCCUGAGGUUCAUCACAGAACUCUAUCUGGACAGUUUGGGGCUGGAGAAGUUGACCAGCAUGACCUUCAUGAAGCUGCGGCUGCUGAAAGAGCUUGACUUGAGGAACAACUCUCUGCAGUCUCUGUCUGUGUCCAAAGUUAAAAUUUUCACAAAGAUCUACCUUACUGGCAACCCUUGGAGAUGUGACUGCUCAUUGAUUGGACUCCACACACGGCUGCAGCAGGCCAAAAACCUGGACGUGGAACAACAGGCACAGUGCGACACCCCAAAGGCACUAAAGGGCCAAAGUCUUAUCAACAUUAGUCUCUUGAAGUUGACUUGCCCGGUUUUGGGGGAAGACGUACCAGUCACACCUUCAACUCCAAUUUCAUCUGAACCAAACGGAUUAGCAAAGACGUCCAUACGUUCCGUAAUGAAGACCAUGAAACCCACCACAGUUGCCUACAAGAUCUCACCAAAACCAACGCCCCAUCCCACUGCUGGAAACAAUAAGAUUGAAGAAGAGGUGCAGGACCCGUGCCUUGCCGAGCACAUCUCCAAUGUUGCGGUGAAGCCCGCUGAGCAGGGAUCUCUGGAUGUGUCAUGGUCUGUACAUGGGGAUUACAAACAGUUUGAGAUCCGUUACAGCACUGAACAAGAGAAGUCCUCUCUAAACAUUGUUGGGGACCUUACAAAUAUUCGUCUAUACCAUCUACACCCUGGAAGCAGCUAUAGAGUGUGCAUUGUGCCUCAAAAUGUGAUUAUCACUAAAUGCCAGUUGCCAAAGACCCGACAGUGUGCAGAUGGUCAAACAGAUGGUGUUCCUGAGCAAGCCUAUCAUGUCUAUUCUCCUCCUAAAUCUACUUCUCCUGUAGUGACAAUUGGAGUGUCCGUAGGUUUGGUAGCACUGGUAGCAGCUGCCAUCUUUGCUGUGUAUACUCUGCGCUCCCACAAAAUCCAGUUUCAACGAUAUUAUAAUGAAGACAGGGCCGAGGGCAGUCGGAAACAAGAGACAGAUCCCUACAAGUGGGAUGGUGUAUAUGAGAACAUUGAUGAUGACAGGCACGUGUACGUCACUGCAGCCAGUCUAUGGGGAAUGGAUAACGAGAUACUUGACUGUAGUUUGGCUGAACCAAACCCACUUUCUUCUGUCCCAAAAUAUCAAACUCUUUAAAUGUACUGAAUGAAUGGCAACUGUGUAAUAGGUAAAAAGCUUUACUAUGUAGUUCAGAAGUAAAUAGGUGUAAUGAAAGAAUCUUCUUCUAACCAAUGGUAAAUGAGUAUGCCAUCCCUAUUGCAGCUUAAUGUCACAAGCCUUAUACCAAGCAAAUAACGGCCAAUCAGUCCUAUGACUGGAGUAGAGAAGAUAUGAUUGAACAAUUCUCCUGCUUCUGUAACGAGUAUAACAAAGGUACUGCCAUCUGUACAGUUCACCCUCACUCCAUUCACCAUAUUCAUGUGGCACAGAGAGGCCACUCACACUGCAAGUCUCAUAUAAAAUGUAAAGUACAUUGACUUGAAUAAGUAAACAGCCUAUUU